CUGUAAUUAUACAGUAUUCUGCCUUCAUUAGAGCAGGCUGACCAGCUUAGGGAAAAACUAACAAUAUUUCAUUGCUGAACAACUUACCAAAGUUUAUUUCUUUGUUGAAGGCUUAAAUGUUGUCACACUUUAUCAAGUCAUUGAAUGUGACCGAAUAUUAUUUGACAUGUGAGUACAUUAAAAAAUGGACAUGCAGACCUUGCAAGAAGCCUUAAUGCCUCCCUGUGUGACUAGAGGGAACUUGAACAUGCCUCCACCUCAGUCAACGUCUGUUUAUUGGCCUUGCAGCCUCUUGGCAGUAACAGUAGACAGCGUAUGACACCCAAACAGUCCCCCCUCUGCCCCCACCUUUCACCUUUCUUGUUUAUGUUUUUGUCGCAGUAGUCCAGUGGACAGCUGUGGUCAGGUCCUGAGUCAUCAUAACACUACACUGGUCAGAGCUGUUGUCUGUGGCCCGUGUGGGCCAUUGCCAGGGCAGAUAUACCAGGCCAGGUCUGAUUGAAACCGCUGAGCUCAGGAUUCUGGAAAGACCUGGGCAGUUAGCAUAGUGGAACAGCGCAGUUAGGGUAGUGGAACUUAACAUAGCAUAACAAGCCUGCUGGGACGACUGGCAGUGAUGUAAUGCUUGGCUGAUCUAGUGUAUGAGAGGAAAACAAGCUGGUGUGAAGCAUCUGUCUUUUCAGUGAAGACAAGCUGCAGGCAAAGAGAGAGCGUGAGAGCUGUGCAAGAGCUUUAGGAUGGCCAGUGAAAGCUCUACCAUUCCAAGCCCUGUGGUGCGUCAGAUCGACAAGCAGUUCCUGAUCUGUAGCAUAUGCCUGGAUCGCUACGACAACCCCAAGGUCCUCCCUUGCCUCCACACCUUCUGUGAAAGGUGCCUGCAGAACUACAUCCCGGCCCACAGCCUGACGCUGUCGUGCCCUGUGUGCCGCCAGACAUCCAUCCUGCCAGAGAAAGGCGUGGCGGCCCUGCAGAGCAACUUCUUCAUCACCAACCUGAUGGAGGUGCUGAAGAGGAGCCCGGACAGCGGCCGAGGAGACGAGCACGCCGGACUGGACUCCAUUGAUGCCGUGGCCACAGGACAGCCACUCUCUUGCCCCAACCACGGAGGCAAUGUGAUGGAGUUUUACUGCCCACCAUGUGAGACAGCCAUGUGUGAGGAGUGCACUAGCGGAGAGCACGCAGAACAUGCUACAGUCCCGCUCAAAGACGUCUUGGAACAGCAUAAAGCCUCCCUGCAGGAGCAGCUAGAUGCAGUCAAAAAGAGACUUCCGGAGAUCGAUUCUGCCUUGCAGGUGCUAUCUGAGAUCCUGCAGCAGCUGACCAAUCAGAAGAGCACAAUUGAGGAAGACAUUCACGCCACCUUUGAUGAGCUGCAGAAGACACUCAAUGUGCGCAAGAGCGUCCUGCUUAUGGAGCUGGAGGUCAACUAUGGGCUCAAACAGAAAGUACUCCAGACGCAGCUGGCCUCUCUGCUACAGGGUCAGGACGGCAUGCGCAGCAGCUGCAGUUUCACCGAGCAGGCGCUGAGCCACGGCUCUGAGGCUGAGGUUCUGCUGGUGAAGAAGCAGAUGAGCGAGCGCCUUGGUGAACUUGCCAAUCAGGAUCUGCCGCUGCAGCCCGAGGAGAACGGCCAGCUGGAGUUUCUGGCUGAGACAGAGGGCCUGAGGAAGUCCAUCCACAACUUGGGCGCUAUUGUCACCACCAAUGCUGUCGCUGGAGAAACAGUAGCCACAGGCGAAGGCCUGAGGCACUGCACUGCUGGACGGCCCACCUCCAUCACCAUAACAACCAAGGAUAAGGAUGGCGGCCUGUGCCGGACAGGCGGAGCCCUGUUGACCGCUGAGCUGAUCGGGGGGGAAGACGGGGCCCCAGCUGGAGAUGGAGAACUCGUAGACCACAAGAAUGGCACUUACGAGUUCCUGUACACACUGCCUUGCGAGGGACGCUUCACACUCUCCCUAAAACUGUACGGACACCACAUCCGCGGGAGCCCAUUCAGCAUCCGUGCCACCAAAGCUGCUGACCCCUCAGCCAAUGCUGAUGGGGCCAAAAAGAGGCUGAAGUCACCAGGCAGUGGCCACGUCAAGCAGCGUGCCAUUAAACGGCCCGCCAGUAUGUACAGCUCAGGCAGGAGGAAGGAAAAUCCCAUCGAGGAUGACCUCAUGUUCCGAAUAGGGACUAAAGGAAGAAAUAAGGGAGAAUUCACCAAUCUGCAGGGAGUGGCAGCUUCCAAUUUUGGAAGAGUCUUAAUAGCAGACAGUAACAAUCAGUGUGUUCAGAUAUUUUCUAAUGAUGGGCAAUUCAGAAGUCGCUUCGGAGUGCGGGGCCGGUCGCCAGGGCAACUUCAGCGGCCCACUGGAGUUGCUGUGCACCCCAGCGGUGACAUCAUCAUUGCAGACUAUGAUAACAAAUGGGUCAGUAUUUUCUCCAGUGACGGCAAAUUUAAGACUAAGAUCGGCUCAGGGAAGCUUAUGGGUCCAAAAGGUGUGUCGGUUGACCGAAAUGGCCACAUCAUCGUGGUGGACAACAAAGCCUGCUGCGUAUUCAUCUUUCAGCCAAAUGGCAAACUCGUCACCAAGUUUGGCAACCGUGGUAACGGCGACAAACAGUUUGCAGGUCCUCAUUUUGCAGCAGUCAACCAGAAUAAUGAAAUCAUUGUAACUGAUUUCCAUAAUCAUUCUGUGAAGGUAUUUACUCCAGAGGGAGAGUUCUUGCUGAAGUUCGGCUCCAAUGGAGAGGGAAAUGGCCAAUUUAACGCCCCCACUGGAGUUGCAGUGGACGUCAAUGGCAAUAUCAUAGUAGCUGACUGGGGCAACAGCAGGAUACAGGUGUUUGACGGUAGUGGCUCAUUCCUUUCCUACAUUAACACCUCAGCUGACCCACUCUAUGGCCCGCAGGGACUGGCCCUCACCUCCGAUGGCCACGUGGUGGUGGCUGACUCGGGGAACCACUGUUUCAAAGUCUAUCGUUAUCUCCAAUAGGACUGUCCCUGUCCCCUUAUCCUUCACUGCCCGAAAAACAGACAUUUGCACUCAUCUUCCAGGACAGUGACGCCUCUCUCUGUGCCAUACAACACCCUCAGGUCACGGCACCUCUUCCCUUGGCACCUGUUCUUUUUGAUCACUAAGAUUUGAAACAGCCUUUAUACUACAUGUCCCUUGAUUUGGAUGGCACACAUGGAGGGAGCUGUCAGCAUGUGGAUGUCUUGAGUUGAUCCUGGGAGCUGAUACUGAAGGAGUGCUUGGUAGAAUGCUGUUUUGGAGUUUUGGAGAAAGGUAAACAAGAGUUUGAGCUUUGAGGCUGAUUACUGGUAGAGCCAGUAACAUUUUCAGUGAUUCUUCGAAUAGUUCACA
Molecule: messenger RNA, 3353 nt
Organism: Colossoma macropomum (tambaqui)
Lineage: Eukaryota; Metazoa; Chordata; Actinopteri; Characiformes; Serrasalmidae
Gene: trim2a
Product: tripartite motif containing 2a
Exons: 12
Coding region: 738-2981 (747 amino acids)
Biological process (GO): proteasome-mediated ubiquitin-dependent protein catabolic process; protein polyubiquitination; negative regulation of translation
Molecular function (GO): zinc ion binding; ubiquitin protein ligase activity; protein binding
Source: RefSeq, a predicted model, not a curated record